GCCACCAUCCUCGCCACCAACUCCCCCUGAAACACGGCUCCAGAUCCGGCGGCCGGUGGCGUCCUCCCCGCGCGCCCACCCAUCCCAACCAACGGCGCUGAUCCCCUCCGCCAUCUCCGUCCAUCUUCCCAUGUCCGUCUGACCGUCUCCAUCGCCACCAAGAGCGGCAUGUCGGAGGCGGAGGGCGCGCCGGAGGCCGGUGGCGGCGGCAGCUUCGGAGGCAAGGAGCAGGACCGGUUCCUGCCGAUCGCCAACAUCAGCCGCAUCAUGCGCCGCGGGGUGCCGGACAACGGCAAGAUCGCCAAGGACGCCAAGGAGUCCGUCCAGGAGUGCGUCUCCGAGUUCAUCAGCUUCAUCACCAGCGAAGCUAGUGACAAGUGCAUGAAGGAGAAGCGCAAGACCAUUAACGGCGACGAUCUGAUAUGGUCCUUGGGCACGCUCGGCUUCGAGGAAUACGUCGAGCCCCUCAAGCACUACCUCAAGCUCUACCGGGAGACUGAGGGUGACACAAAGGGUUCAAAAUCUUCUGAUCAAGCAGGAAAGAAAGAGAUUUUACUCAGUGUUGAACCUGGAUCAUCGUUUGAUGGCCUGUAGGAUGGAGGGCGAUAGUGAGUGGGCAGCGAAGUGCUGUUUGGUCGAUCAUAUGCCAUAGUUGCUAGAUGGCACAUAGGAUAGAGAUCUGAUGUUACUGUGAAAGCCCUCAUCAUUACUACCAUCACUGCUCUCUGAGGAAGCCGCUCCAAAAACCUGUAUUUGCGGAUGUUUGGUCCUCAUAAAAUUAUCCUCUUCUUUUAGUCGGGAGUCGUGGAGUACAAACCUUACUUCUUAGGUCAUAGUUCAAUCAUAGUGAGCUGUAUGAAAUGAUGAAUCUGUCCAAUCAUGAAUGAAAUCGGAGAUAGCUUGCACAUAUCCUGCUUGCUUCUCCUUUUGAUCCGUGGA
Setaria italica (foxtail millet) is the source of this 939-nucleotide messenger RNA. RefSeq names its product nuclear transcription factor Y subunit B-4. Bases 169 to 594 code for a protein of 141 amino acids. NCBI's taxonomy places the organism in Eukaryota, Viridiplantae, Streptophyta, Magnoliopsida, Poales, Poaceae. Gene Ontology annotation, molecular function: protein heterodimerization activity; DNA-binding transcription activator activity, RNA polymerase II-specific; RNA polymerase II cis-regulatory region sequence-specific DNA binding. The transcript has 6 exons. The record is from RefSeq and is a predicted model, not a curated record. Gene Ontology annotation, biological process: regulation of transcription by RNA polymerase II. Gene Ontology annotation, cellular component: CCAAT-binding factor complex; nucleus.